Molecule: messenger RNA, 1042 nt
Organism: Dermacentor andersoni
Lineage: Eukaryota; Metazoa; Arthropoda; Arachnida; Ixodida; Ixodidae
Biological process (GO): symbiont-mediated perturbation of host defenses
Molecular function (GO): amine binding
Source: RefSeq, a predicted model, not a curated record
CGCGCAGUGCAAGUAUUGUUCAAUACCAAUCGAAGAAAGGAAGUUUACAACACUAAAGUUGCCCCAGCACUAAACAUGUGGCAAGUUCUUAGAGUUGCGAUUGUUAUUCUUGGAGUUUGUGCUCUGCCCCUUGCUUUGAGCAAGGCUAAACACCAGCUUCCGCACAAUAUGACAGAAAUUAAAAAGAUUUUCGAGGGCUUUCGGGCCGGUCUUGCACUCUCCGACAUCGACAACGACGGUGACCUUGACUGUGUAACGACUACCCAAGUGGAUUACAAUGCCAGCGUGCCAUCUGCAACAUACGUCUGGCAUCUCCAGGCCGUAAACGGGCACGAAGCGCGAAAUAUUUACUUCUAUGUCCGCCCCGGCAAUGCCCCUGGCCGGAUCCUUUUCACUGCCAACAAUGUUGAUGGGCCUCUUCAGCAUGGUACAGUAUUCUACUCUGACUACAAGGACUGCAUCGUGCUGAAUAUGCCUUACGGAAACUCGGAAGAAUGCAUGUUGUGGAUAUCUUGGGAAGCAAAGAACAACGUUCCGCAGCGUUGCACAGAGGAAUAUGACGACAAGUGCGAAGACGCUAAACUAGCAUUUGAUGACGAGACCUGCAGCCCUUUCUUCGACCUCAACGGAUCAUAGGAGUGUUAUAACAAUCACACAUGGAGAUUAUUCCUUGCACUACAGCACGUCGUUUGGUUAAUCUCUAAAAAAAAUAAGUUUCUCACGCUUACAUGCCAUCUAGGCACAAUGCUGUAAAGUCGCAACUACAGGCGUAUUUUUUAUUGAUGGGGUGGAGCGAACUUUCUGAGCUUUCAACAAUAAAUGACAGCUGAAAGGCAAUUCAAUAGAAGCGGGAACUUUCCUUAGUGGUACGUUGUACACUCCAGCAUAGAUUAGAAUGCCGAGGAAGGUAUAAAAAACAUUAAAGUAACCUUCAUACAGCACUAUUUUUUUUCUUUUAAGUCUGGUGCCUACGUCCUUGCAACGACGUAUAAUUAGAUUUGUUGUGCGCCAAUGCAUGCUAACACAGCAUUAUUACCUCGUA